Nymphaea colorata (pocket water lily) is the source of this 749-nucleotide messenger RNA. RefSeq lists its product as uncharacterized. The transcript is spliced from 3 exons. The coding region runs from base 266 to 529 and encodes 87 amino acids. NCBI's taxonomy places the organism in Eukaryota, Viridiplantae, Streptophyta, Magnoliopsida, Nymphaeales, Nymphaeaceae. The record is from RefSeq and is a predicted model, not a curated record.
CCAAGAAAACAAAACAGAAGGCGGUUUGAGGAGGACCAGAUUCGACUACAUCGGAGAAGAAGGUAGAUAGUUUGGUAAUUUUGCGUCUAGUGCGGAAGGUGGACUUGAUCGCUUUAUAAAAGAGGCAGCAGCCAGCAGAUUUCUCAAUCCCGCAAGAAACUGUGUGUUUGUGAGACAGAGAGAGCGAGGGAGAGGGAAGCGCGAAGGUCCAUCCUCCUCGUCUCGACUCGCAGCUUUCUUCCGUCGUUUCUCAUCUUUUUCAUCAAUGGCUUCCCGAUGGUUGAGACCCGAGGUCUAUCCUCUCUUUGCUGCCGUCGGGGUUGCCGUUGGCAUCUGCGGGUUCCAAUUGGUUCGUAAUAUCUGCAUCAACCCCGAAGUGAGGGUUAAUAAGGAAAACAGAGCUGCAGGAAUCUUGGAGAACUUUUCCGAAGGGGAAAGAUAUGCUGAACAUAGUCUAAGGAAGUUUGUUCGGAACAGAGCUCCAGAAAUCAUGCCCUCACUCAACAGUUUCUUCGCUGAUCCAAAAUGAGUUCAAAUAAACGUGUAUGUGAACGAGACAUUAUCGCAGUAUUUGUCUCUGCAUUUUACUUGACUGUUUUCUCAUUUUUCAAAUUGGAAACGUGUUUCCAAUGUGGCAACUGAGUGGCUCCUAAGCCAAUUUGGUCAUUGAUGCCAUGUUUUAAUUGUUUGCUUGUUAUCGAACUCAAGUUUGAAUCUUACAGGACCCUUGAUAGUCCUUUUCUUGUGCA